This is a messenger RNA of Amyelois transitella, 5340 nucleotides long. Its product is annotated as sperm flagellar protein 2-like. NCBI's taxonomy places the organism in Eukaryota, Metazoa, Arthropoda, Insecta, Lepidoptera, Pyralidae. The record is from RefSeq and is a predicted model, not a curated record. The coding region runs from base 1 to 5340 and encodes 1779 amino acids. The transcript is spliced from 2 exons. Gene Ontology annotation, molecular function: protein binding.
AUGGCGGAGGUUUUAAAGGAAUGGCUAACAGAAAGACUACAGAGACCAAUCAAGUGGACUCCUGACGAAUUUGGCAAUAUGAUGAAGGAUGGGUAUAUAAUAUCUAACGUUUUAUUGAGUUACAACAUCAUUAACGAAGAGAAAUUCUUUUUGAUACGCUCAAGCAUAAAUCCUGAAGAAAUAAAAAAUAACUGGAAACAUUUAAAGGAAUGGCUUAAAGAAUUACAAGUUCAAUUAAGUGACCAAGAGUUGAAUAGUAUUAUGGAAGGAAAAGGGUCAAUGCUGUUACGUUUAUUCUACAUGUUGUUUUUACAUUUAGAUAAAAAAGAUCGUACUGAUUUUAUUAAACGUGAACGUAGAAUGAUGUCUAGUUUAGUUGAUAAAGUAGGGAACCGAUUCAAGAUUGAAAGAGUUCAAGAAACAGAGGAGUCUUUUGUAGACGACUUGUCUAGGCCCUUGUUGAAUGAAAAACAGUUUAUUGAAUGGCAAAGAAAAAAAGCCGAAAAAGUUAAAGAUACGUAUGACUAUAUUAGACAUAAAUAUUCUAAAAUGUUGGAUAAAAUUCAAGAAUCUAAAGCAAAGAUACAAUAUUUAUCCCCUACACGAAAGAUACCACCUAAAGACAAAAUUGAAAUGGACAAAUUUACAAAGAAACAUCCAUGUGAAUAUCAAAACUAUACAUACGAAGAUUUGUUAGACUUGGAACAAAAAGCAACAGAAAGAAAAAAAUUCAUUGUUGACACGGAAUGGGCAAAAAAGUAUAUGGAUAAUUUGUAUACAAGAAUGCAUAAGCGGUCCGAAUCUGAAGAGUUUCAUAAGCAAGUACGAAAUGAUCUCAGCAAUUCCCUAUGGGAUCUUUCUGUUGCCGAAGAAGAAGAAAAACUUGAUACUGAACUCGCUAAAAAAGUUAUGAAACUGUCACAAUUUGAAAAACAAAUGUGCACACAGCUUAUGGAAACAAAACAACAGGCGCGUAAUCUGUUUCAAAAUAGAGCUCAAGCAGAACGACAAUUUGCUGAGCAAAGAGAACAACAGUUUAAUCAGUACUUAGAUAACGUGAAAGAGCAAAUCCAUCUAGAGAUUGUGGAGAUAGAUUUCGAAAAACAGAGACAAAAUAUGCUGCAUAGAAAAUUGUAUGCCGAAAAAAUGAAAAGGAAGAGACAACACUACUAUGAAAUAUGUUAUGAGACUGUUCUUUCCAUUAUUGACUACGCUACAAAAUAUGCAUAUUACCAAAGGUUGAUAGAAGAUGAAAUACCGGAGCACUUUAUUCAUGAGUGGAAAAAUUUAUAUUACAAACAACAGCCUAUUUUCGAUAUAUUAGUACCGACCGAAGAAUUAUUAAAACAACAAAAUUUAGAAGAAGAGGUGAUGCCAGAAGAAGAAGAAAUAAUAAGAUUAGAGUUAGAUAGACAAAAUUCUCUAAAUGAAAUAGAAUUUAUGGAAUACCACAACUAUGCCCAUCCUUGGACUUUAGAUUUACUUAUACCUAAUUAUGAUCCUGAAUCAGAGGAACGAAAAUAUGAGUAUUUAGGUACAAGGAUUCUUGGUCACGUAGUUUUUACUUUACUUGAGAUAAAAUAUCCAUACCCCCCAGCAAAAUUGCCAGCGGAAUUACCUGAUUAUCCUGUUAAAGCCUUGCUACGUGACCUUCCAGAUAAGUCUAUAGUAAAUGCAAUGCAAACUUUGUUAGAUUUUCGAAAAAUACACGUAACUCGUCUAGAGAGUGCUAUUUAUUUUUGCUUAAAACGUUUCAAAUCCGAAUUGGUUGGUUGCACUGAUAUCGAAUUAUCUUUUGAUAAAUUUGGAGCUAUUGCUCAAACUGAGGAAGAUAAAGAGUUCGUUAGAAAAAUUAAAGUUGAAGAUGACAUAGCUAACAAAGGCAGUGAAAUUGUUGUUGGGCCAGCGAGUGCUAUUCCCCCUAAUACAAAGCAAACUCAAACACCUAAAACGCUACCAGAAGAAGAAAUUGUUCUUUCUCCAGCUGCGGAACUCGGAAGAUACGCAUAUGAAGCAUUAGGUUCAGGAGAACCUUUGACCGAUCACUUAAUAGCUGCAAGUUUAGUUGAAUACCUCAAAGAUCUUGAAAAUAUUGAUGGGUUUGUCAUUGUCAACUAUCCUAAUUCGUAUCGUGAAGCGCAAAUUUUAGAAGAAACUUUUUCUGGGCGUGAACCUCCUGAUGAAUCAAAUUUAGACGAUAGAGAUGAUAUUUAUUUAGAAGAAAGCAUAAUACGACAUAGAAAAAAGGAAAAAGAUCAAUAUAAAGAUAUAAGAGUUUCUAAACUUGUUAAUGACCCUCACACAAAAAGAUUUGACAAACCAUUUGAAAGUUAUUUCACUUGUUACAUUAAACUCAAACCUACAGAAGAUAUCUUACAAGAACUGGUUGUGUGGGAUCUGACUGAAGAUAACUCUGAAUUGAUCGAUCGAUUUUAUGCUGCAUUAGGUCUUAAUUACAGUAUGUAUUACGAACUAAUAGAUAAAGAAUUCUUGGCACAAAUUUGUAAAUAUAUAAUUGGCGACUAUACAAUGCCAUUAAAGUCAUGUGAUAGGUUAUUUGGGGAAAACGUACUGAGCGAACUCGAUUUUCCUUCCACGGAGGAUAGGAGGACUAAGUCCAAAAUUGUCAAACCCGAAAUAAAUGAUGGAAAAUCUAAAGACAAACUUAGACGUGGUUCAAAGAGCAAGAGUUCUAUGGAACACCACACAGAAAUGAUCAAACCUCCUAGUUCACCUGAUGUGGCGACUGAUACUGAGACUGUUGUAUUGAUGGAAGAAUUAUCAGGUGAAGAAAAUGAGUCUGAAUCUUAUAUUAGUCUUGAAGAAAUAAAACUCUUGGCAGGAGAAGAAGAUUGGAUAUAUGGCGAAAUACCAAUAUCAGAGCCGAUUGGAGUAGCUCUGGCUACAUGUUGGGAAGAAAUUGAAAAAACAUACGUUCAUGACAUGGAGCAGUUGCUUUUAGCUAAAAGAUUGCAAAUGAAUUGUCUGGUUCCUUAUGCUAGAUUUAUAAAAGAUAAAAUGGAACAAAUCAUAACUUUGCCAUCUUUUAAACAAGAUUUAGUCACGGCCUUCCAAAAGGAGUACAAUGAUUUUGAAGAUGACUGGCGUGAUAUAAAUUUGACAAAAAAUGAGUGGCAUUGCCGAGUGAAGGAGUUACAACACAAACUGUACACUAUUUGUGAUGAACGGAAGUUAAGAGCCCAACAGCAGAGGCAAGCCUUGAUUAGUGAAAAUUGGGCUAUGGAAGAACUGACUACAAUGGUGAAUACAUUUAUAUCGUCCAUGCAAGCUGAGUUGAACCGGUCAAUUUUGACAUUUCAAACACUUCAUGAUUUUUACUUUGCUAUGCUUAAACGAAUGCCACCUACUGAUAGACUAUCUUCUAAGGAUUUGACAAAGAUACAAAAAGAGGCUGAAGAUGCAAGUGGAGCAAAGAAGAUAGGAGUUGAGGAUAAGGUGUUUAAACAGUUAAAAUCUGCAUUUCAAGAGCUUCAGCAGAAAAAUAUUCAAAUUGAUUAUAGCAACAACCCUUUUAAUUUAAUGAUCGAAAACAAUGUUAAACUUGCAUUAAAAAUAAUUAAAGACAUAAACGAUUCAUACAGAUCCCUUAUUAGUAAGGAAUAUAGCGAAAUUGCAAAGAUUGCGCCUGUUCCCAAAAGAAAGGAUGACAAUUCAUCCGAAGAAUCCAUCAAUGCUGAAGAAAUGUUUAAGCAAAAUGCCUUAAAAUGUAUCGAAGAAUGGACAGUAGGAAUAAAUGGCGAAAUGUUCAGAGCGAGUUUACGAAUGUUAGCUCUUCAGUAUAAAUGCUAUAAAGAUAUGAAACUGUUCAAUGAUCAUAUUUACAAAACAUUUAUGGAGGUGCAAAAUAGUAUUGAUACAUACUAUUUGAACGAAAUAAAAUCGGUAGAUCGUUUAAGCAAAUAUUUGCAGAUGGCCGUUGAAGAUGGCAGAAAAAUACAAGAGAGCCUUAUUCUUGAACAAGAUAUAUUUAUCAUUGAUCCUAAUCUUCUUCAAUUCGGUCCCCCAGAACCACCUCCAGACAAGCCUGAAAACAUGGAAAUUGUUCAUGACUUCGAGUUCAAAAUUGGGCAAUUAGCGAGAUUAAGAUCCCAAUUCCGAAUUGUUGCUCCGACAGGAAUAGUUUUGCAAAAACAUUUCAUUUACUUAUUGCAAGAUUUUAUCAUAUUUGGAAAAGAAUCAUGCGAAGGAUCUUUAUUCCCUGAAGCUUGGAAGCGAGUUGAUCCAGAACAAAUACCCAAGUUUGUAUAUAACUUAUAUGGUGCUACAGUUUACGUCGAUUGGAGAGAUUUCCUUAUAUAUUGUUUAAAUAUACGAUUUCCAACUGUUGAUGAACUACUAGAAGUACGCAAAAGAUUCAGAUGUAAUGACUUGGAAUGGACAGAGUUAAUAUCUAGAGACAAUUUUAUUCAAGAAGAGUUGUGGUUUGAACAAAAUAUUGACCCUCAAGAUAAACAAGCUAUGCUUCGAAAGAAUUUGACGAAACACUUCUUAUUUGAGCUCUAUGAAUCUGCUUGUGACAAGAUGAACUAUCCAGUAUUCCUUCUGGCUUUCUGUAAGAGUAUGGAUACUCUCGAAGGCUUUGCAUCAGCAUUGGCGAUUGCCGUGGGCAAAAAAGUGUGUUUCUCUCUACAAGAGUGCCAAGAUGUUAUUACAGAGUUAAUUAAACUAAAAAAAUAUAAAGAUGCUUGCAUGGCGUGUGCACUAAAAUGCACAAAUCAAUUUUUAGAUAACAUUAUAACCAAUGUCAUCAAUACAUGUGAAGGCACUAGUAUAAUAGAAUUGGCCUAUGAACCACCAGAAUUAGAUAAAAAAGGUAAAAAAUCAAAAGCAGCUAUGUCUAAAACAAAAAGUUCUGUGAGUGCGAGAUCGCCAAAAGCACAAAAGAAUGCGCUCGUGUCCCAAAGUAAAGUGGCACAGUCUGCAACUAAUGUGAAUACCACGUUCAUUUGCCGACCUUGUGAAGAUGAAGCGGAGGUUUUAGAAGAAAAAGCUUUAGAAAAAGAAGAAAUCGAGGAAGAAACAAAGAAUGAACCUCAAGAGGAUCCGAAUUUGGCCUAUGCAGUGCCCCAAGAAGUGAUUUGGAAUGUGCUGAAAGUAUGUCUACCAUGGCAUUUUGAGUUGCUGCCUGAAGCUAAGAUGACCCCUUAUGUUGAACAAGUGGCAGAUGCUAUGGGGCGGUUGCAAGUUGAUACGGAUAACGGUGAUAUUUACGUAAGUAAAUUUCUGAACGACCCAAACGUUUGCAAGCUUCUGCAUAAAGUUAAAAAAUUCACGAUCCUUAAUGUGGCAGAAGAGGCGCGUAAUAUCUUUAUUCGUUAG